Messenger RNA from Cordyceps militaris CM01, 465 nucleotides. RefSeq lists its product as uncharacterized. The coding region runs from base 1 to 465 and encodes 154 amino acids. The record is from RefSeq and is a predicted model, not a curated record. The transcript is spliced from 3 exons. Lineage: Eukaryota; Fungi; Ascomycota; Sordariomycetes; Hypocreales; Cordycipitaceae.
AUGAUCAAUAAAGACGUGGCAAGAGUGAAAGCUGCCAACUUCAACUCAUCUCCAUUUACAAUGAGCAAACACAACAACGAUUGUCCAUUCCUACAUUGCAACAUGGCCGAGAACAUACUCUACAACGUGUGGUGGCGCGUGACAGACAUGGGCAACUACACUAUUCAACUUCAGCCCGUGCAGCCAAGCAAGGAACGGUCGGGCAAGCUUUUACAAUUGAUCGAACACCCGACGAGGUGGGUUUGUUACAAGGGGUAUGACUCGACCAAAAUGCCCGAAUUUAUGGGAAAAGGGGUUUCCCGCGGCUACAUGCGCGCGUUCGGGGCGGACAAAUCCAACAAUGUCGAAAAAUUGUGGAUGUGCUGCUGGAAAAAUGAUCGUCUCAGAGGACGCGCCUGGGUGGACAGGGUUCUCAGGGAUCUUGGGACAGAAUUGAUGGAUGAUGGCUUACAUGCAGUCGUGUAG